Messenger RNA from Dracunculus medinensis (Guinea worm), 786 nucleotides. The record is from the annotation of a GenBank genome assembly. NCBI's taxonomy places the organism in Eukaryota, Metazoa, Nematoda, Chromadorea, Rhabditida, Dracunculidae.
AUGGGUUUUCUUCUAAGUUAUUCCAUUCUAUUAUGCAUUCCAUUCGUAUUUUCACUAUAUAAUAAUAUUAUUAAAAAUACGCUUUACAUAUACAACAAUGAAUUAACAAAUAAUGCAAAUCGCUUUCUCAAAAAUAUUAAAGAUGAUUUUAUUGUUUAUGGAGUAACACAGGAUUGUAAAAUAUUUUUCGUCGAACGAAAUAAUAUAAAUUUAUUUAAUAAACUUAAAAUAGAUUUUAUGAAUACAUAUUGCUAUCCAAAUCAAAUCAAACUUCAUCUACAACAAGGAAUUCAUCAAUUAUCAUUCAUACUUUUUAUUAGACAAACUCAUAAUCGUAUUUGUUUAUUAAAUAUUGAAAUGCCUCAUUUAGAUGUUAUAAAAAUGGUACACAAUAAAAAUUUCAGUUAUUCGUUAUAUUCAUCGUUACCUUAUGCUACAUGUUCUCAUCUCAAACAUCAGUCAUUUAUAUUGAAUCCAAAUUUAUCAUUUAUGGAUACCACAUUUUCUGAUAUCGUAUAUUUCGUAAAUGAAAAAUCCGCUGGAAAUAUAUGGGAUGUGCAGCAAUUUCAGUUGAUAAUGAGAAAUGAUAUGAUAAAUUUGAUAGAUUUAGAAAAAAAAUUAUUUUUAGAAGAAUCGCAUCAUUUUCUUCAAGCUAAACAUUAUAUAUUUCACUUGGAUUUGAAUAAUUCAUUACUCUAUUCGAUGAAUCGACAUGUUAAAAAUCUUUUAUCCGAAUGUGCUUUCGAUCUUUUAUUCAGGCAAGUUUUAAAAGAAAUUUCUGAAUGA